This is a messenger RNA of Saccostrea cuccullata (small rock oyster), 1436 nucleotides long. Its product is annotated as cytochrome P450 3A19-like. The transcript is spliced from 5 exons. Gene Ontology annotation, molecular function: heme binding; iron ion binding; steroid hydroxylase activity. The record is from RefSeq and is a predicted model, not a curated record. NCBI's taxonomy places the organism in Eukaryota, Metazoa, Mollusca, Bivalvia, Ostreida, Ostreidae. The annotation marks the transcript as partial.
GAUUGACAUCGACUGAGAUCAUUGCUAACUGUCUUCUCUUCUUCUUUGCCGGCUACGAGACGACGGCCAAUACGCUCUCUUUCUUUGUGUAUCUGCUGGCUCUCCAUCCAGACAUUCAGCAGCGGGUGUAUAACGAGAUCGUCUCAGAACUGGGUGAUGAAGAACCGGGUUAUGACAACAUCGGGAAGCUACAGUAUAUGGAGAUGUGCAUCAAUGAAACAAUGAGAAUGUACCCUGUAGCUGCAAGAACUGAUAGAACCUGCGUACAGGACACUGAAGUAAAUGGUCUGAAGAUUCCAAAAGGCAUGCAGAUUGCAAUACCGAUUUGGAUUUUACAUCAUUCUGAAAAACUCUGGGAAGAUCCUGAGAAAUUCGACCCAGAGAGAUUUUCAGCGGAAAAUAAAGCCAAGAUGAAUCCGUAUAAGUUCAUGCCUUUUGGUUAUGGUCCCAGAAUCUGUAUCGGAAAAAGACUGGCUCUGAUCGAGAUCAAAGUCGCGAUGACAAAACUCCUCAGACAGUUUGUAUUAUCAACAUGCUCCAAAACAAAUAUACCACCUAAGCUUACAAAUAGAGGCCUUACUAAACCGGAAACGAUGUGUCUGAAGGUGACUGAGAGAUGACAUGCUGAUUCAACUGUCAAUUACACGUGUUCAUUUCAUAGGUCAACUGUCAAUUACACGUGUACAUUUCAUGUAUCAAUCGUUAUUUCCACAUGUACAUUUCAUUUAUCAAACAGCCUUCUAAUGACGGAGUGCAAGAUCACUGUGUGCAUUGUUUUCUUUUAAUUUUCAUUAAGAGAUCAAUAAUGUAAGAUUUUAUUUUGACUAAAUAACACAGUGAAUAUAUAAGUAAUCAGUUCACAAAUAUUCUAUUUUGAAGAGGAGAUAAUUUUCAUUUUGUUAAUAUAUGUUUUUACAUUUGUCAAUUCUUUCUCCUCAUGUAAUUGGACACUCUUCAUCAGAUUUUGAAAUUAAACAAGUAUCAUUAACUUGUACGAGUAUAAUGAGACAAGUAUGCUUACUCUGAUUUUCACACAUUUAACAUUCGAAAUGUUCUAGAUCUAUUACAGAAAUUCAUUACAUUUACAUAAAUUAAGUUACAAAUUAGAUUGAGAAAUUUUGAACUAACUUGUUAGAGCUUUCUUCAGAUUUAUUUUUUAUGUUGAUCCCAAACUAUUUCCUAGAAAUAAACACGUUUUAGUAUAGAAUUAGUCCUGAUAAAAAGCCUGAGUUGGGUGAAUAUCUUAUCGAGUGGUAAUUGAUCUUACAGCAUUAAGCAAUAUUUGUAUUGUAUACCUACAUGUAUCUUGGCUUUUCACAAAAUAUAUUUUACGAGAAUUGAUAGAAUAUUUCACAAAACAAUCAUUACUGGGAGAUUCUUCAAUCAAUAUGAAGCAGAUGUUUACAAACAAAUAGAUAAACAAGAAUAACAUGUUG